This is a messenger RNA of Armigeres subalbatus, 575 nucleotides long. RefSeq names its product ejaculatory bulb-specific protein 3-like. The coding region runs from base 82 to 468 and encodes 128 amino acids. NCBI's taxonomy places the organism in Eukaryota, Metazoa, Arthropoda, Insecta, Diptera, Culicidae. The record is from RefSeq and is a predicted model, not a curated record. The transcript has a single exon.
CAAAAAGUAUUCGAACCCUGUCUAUCAUUUAGCCUCAUUUUGGUGCAUCGUCUUAUAGAUUCUUGAGCCAAUUCAAUCACCAUGAAGUUCUUCAUCACUAUCGCACUGGCACUGUUUGCCGUUGCUGCUGCCCAGGACGAAAACAUGUACACCAGCAAGUACGACAACAUCAACCUGGAUGAGAUUCUGAUGUCCGACCGUCUGUUCAAGAACUACUACAACUGCCUGACCGACGCCGGUCCGUGCACUCCCGAAGGCAACGAGCUGAAACGGGUUCUGCCGGAAGCGUUGGAGCAGUCCUGUGCCAAGUGCAGCCAGAAGCAGCGUGAUUCGGGUGUACGGGCCAUCAAAUACGUGACCGAGAACCGCCCGGACGAGUGGAAGAUUCUGCUGGCCCGUUUCGAUCCGGAGAACAAGUACGUCGCCCAGUACCUGGCCGAAGCCGAGAAGGAGGGAAUCAAGCUGUGAUGUGGGUGUUAGGAACUGAUUAGAUACAAAAAUAGUUGAAUUGUUGUUGCUUUUUGUUAUCUCUUUUGAAUUUAACGCCAUAGUAGAAUAAAAGAAUGUCAAAUUUA